AUGGCGGCAGCACCAGCAGCAGUUUCUGUGUGGCUGUGCCUGCCCUCUCGUUUCCUGGACAUCACGCUCUGCAUUUUCAUGGAGGAAGAGGGCCCAGCUUUCAUACUGCCUUCUGUUCCACGGCCCAAGUCAGAACCUGGAGAGUGGAUUUCAGCAGAGGACCUGUUAUAUGUGAACAUUUCUCAUUGCUGUGGGAAUUGUACAGUGGAGAAAGCAGAGGCUCCCAAAUCUGGUUGUCCUUGCAGAGGAGGUGCUAGGACACCUGAAUCGGGAAGUAGGAGGGGAGAGUCAGCGACACUUGUUUUACACCAUCUGAUUGGUUUGCGACCGCUCAGUCAUGACUCAAACCUGGCUGCAAGGCCAGCACCCUCUUCCCUAUUGGUUGGAACCUCGAGGGGGCAGUCCCAGAGGGUGGACGCUGAUUGGCCAGCAGGUGACCAACGAGAAGUCCGUUUUGUGUCGUGGAAUGUUCGAGGGAAGUCUCGCGUUCGUCGAGGUGGUAGUGGCAGUAACACGGCGUCGUCGUUCCUGACGCACGCCUCCCACCUCUACUUCCUUAAAGCUCGUGACCAGGUCGACCGUCUCCCCUUCGCGGGGUUGGUCCAGACCUGCGGGAUGAGCUCCCACCGUAAGGCGUCUGAUUUUAGGGGGGGAAACGACCCGAAGACCGAGGAGCCGGCUGGCCUUACAGACCCCCGAGCCCCAUGGGCACAAUCACUAGGAACUUAUUUUGGCCAGGGGCAGGGUCAACGCCCGCGCCUGGCUGAGAGUGGGAGUGAUGAAGGGCCUUCAAGACCCCAGGCCCGAAAGUGGCAGUGGGACCUGGAAUCUAGGUCUGAGUCCCAGCUGGAGACGACUCAGGAGGGAACCGAGGUGCUUUGGGGCUGCCAGGCCAGGCCGAACACGCCCACCUCUGAGGGUCAGGGUGCUGUGGACCCAGUGGCACAGUUAGCUGAGGCGUGUGCGGCCAUACUGUGUGUCAGUGCCGCACACAGAUUCCAGAGCACAGAAAGUGGAGCUUCAGACAAGGCCUUCAUUUGGUCGGGGGUGAAGGCAGGUUCCAGCAGUAGAGGCCCACUGGGCCGCAGCGAUGAGGAGUCCCGGCAGGCCUGUGCUGCCGCUUGGCAUAGGGGUGUCUGCACCAAACGCCAGUCCCAUAGCCCUUGUGAGGGAAGAGGCGCCAAACGUCGCUUGAUUUUUGACACUGAUGGCCAGAGCGCCUGCGGGGAAACCCUGCCCCAGCCGCUUUCUGACUCCGAGUCCUCCGAUGAGCUCAUGGACACGAAUCCUGUGAGGGUGAGCAUUCAUGAACAAGAAGACCAGGCAAAGGACAGCAGCUCUGAGGAACUGCCAGAGAGUCCCAGACGCUGCACUGCCCACAGCAAGGCAAAGGUCCCUCCCAUUUCUGGCCCUGUCUUAACCUCUACUCUCCAGGGUCCCACUUGGACCACUGAAAGGCAGGCAGUAGGAGAGUUGGGGCCAUUUUCCUCUAAGAAAAUGAAGAGUGUGGUUUUAAGGGAGGGAGGGGAGAGCCCCACUCACCCAGAAGUUGCUGCUGCAGGGGGCCUACCUCGGGGCACUUUUAAGAGGAAGGCAGUCAAGGUGAAGGCAUCCCUAGAGGAUUCUCCUGAGGUUGUCCUGGGAUCAGCCUUUGCUCCAUGGGGGAGGGGACCAUCAGAAGCCUCUGUGUAUCCAGACACCUUUCCUAAAAUCUCUGGUAUUUCACUACUUGAGAAGCGCAGCCCAUCUUCCUCAUUCCCUUUGGCACCCGAGCAGUCCAAACUGGGUGACCUUGGGAAGCAAUCUCCAGUCAGCAGAACGUCCCAGACAGUGGCUGCAGGAGAUGGUGGACCAAACAGAGAUCCAGACUCAAGGGCUGGACUUCCAACUAAUAAGUCAGCGAUACUUUGCUGGUACAUGCAUCAUGCAGAAUUCAAAAGAGGCCAUCAAGAUUUGGAAAACUCAGAGCCUUUGUCCCUGAGUCAGGACAGUGUCACACUCCAAGGCCCUCUACUGUCUGCUACAACCGUACGGAGCCAGAGUGACACACUGGCAUAUACUGCAGGACUUGGAGGGCUGGCCCAGAAGGGGUGGUGGAUUGGGACCCCUUGGAAGAGUGGCUUCAACAGACAAUGA
Molecule: messenger RNA, 2136 nt
Organism: Ochotona princeps (American pika)
Lineage: Eukaryota; Metazoa; Chordata; Mammalia; Lagomorpha; Ochotonidae
Exons: 4
Coding region: 1-2136 (711 amino acids)
Source: RefSeq, a predicted model, not a curated record